This is a messenger RNA of Telopea speciosissima, 1273 nucleotides long. RefSeq names its product bifunctional dTDP-4-dehydrorhamnose 3,5-epimerase/dTDP-4-dehydrorhamnose reductase-like. NCBI's taxonomy places the organism in Eukaryota, Viridiplantae, Streptophyta, Magnoliopsida, Proteales, Proteaceae. Gene Ontology annotation, molecular function: methionine adenosyltransferase regulator activity. Gene Ontology annotation, cellular component: methionine adenosyltransferase complex. Bases 132 to 1037 code for a protein of 301 amino acids. The transcript is spliced from 2 exons. The record is from RefSeq and is a predicted model, not a curated record. Gene Ontology annotation, biological process: S-adenosylmethionine biosynthetic process.
AUAACGAACCACGAAUCGCUUUCUCUUGUUCGAAAGCUAAAAUGCCUGAGAGCUGAGAUCUCAUCUUACAGAUCUUCUCUUCUGAUACUUCUUCCUCAAUUCUUCUCUCUCAGUGUUAUCUUCAAUUUCCAAUGGGUGUGGCAUCAAAUGGAUCUGCAUCUGAUAAGCCAUUGAAGUUCCUGAUCUAUGGCAGGACCGGUUGGAUUGGAGGUCUGCUUGGUAAGCUCUGUCAAGCUCAGGGAAUCGACUUCGCUUACGGCACAGGUCGACUUGAGAACCGAACCUCAUUAGAAUCCGACAUCGCCACCCUCCGGCCUACUCAUGUCUUCAACGCUGCUGGCGUUACUGGUCGACCAAACGUCGACUGGUGCGAGUCUCACAAGGUUGAGACUAUCCGCACCAAUGUUGUUGGAACCCUAACCCUUUCCGAUGUUUGCAGAGAGAAAGGUUUGAUCUUGAUCAAUUAUGCCACUGGUUGUAUCUUUGAGUACGAUAAGGACCACACGCUCGGCUCUGGGAUCGGAUUCAAGGAGGAGGAUGUUCCCAAUUUUAUUGGAUCCUUCUAUUCCAAGACCAAGGCUAUGGUGGAAGAUCUACUAAAGAACUAUGAGAAUGUCUGCACUCUUCGAGUCAGGAUGCCUAUCUCGUCAGAUUUAGCCAACCCUCGCAACUUUAUCACGAAGAUUACUCGAUAUGAGAAGGUAGUCGACAUUCCCAACUCAAUGACAAUUUUGGAUGAACUCCUGCCCAUCUCCAUUGAAAUGGCAAAGAGGAACCUCACUGGAAUUUAUAACUUCACGAACCCUGGAGUUGUCAGCCACAAUGAAAUAUUGGAGAUGUACCGGGAAUACAUGGACCCUAAUUUCACAUGGAAAAACUUUACCCUGGAGGAGCAGGCAAAAGUUAUCAUUGCCCCUCGGAGCAACAAUGAACUGGAUACGACAAAAUUGAAGCAGGAAUUCCCAGAACUUCUAUCCAUUAAGGAGUCGCUCAUAAAGUAUGUGUUCAAGCCAAAUCAGAAGACUUCUGCUACUUGAAAUUUCUAAGUUGCAUGCUUUCUUUUCUCUGGUCUUAUAGAUUUUAGCAGCUUUCUCCAAUUGGGAUUGUGUUGUGGAACACUUCUUUAGAAGUAGAAGAAAGUUCACUACCCUCCACCAAUUGGGGCAUGUCCCCCCAUUGUAUGCUUGAAUAGCUUCAAUGUCAUCUUUGAAUUGUGUAUUUUUAUUAUUAUUAUGAAUUUAUGAUGAUGAAUAAACUACCUGGAAGAUGUCAA